AUGGCGGAAGCCAUCACCACAGUCCUAACGACUAACACUACCUACGGCAAUCAGGCAAGCUGGGGCAUCCUUGGAUAUUAUCAGACCGGCAGCAGAGUCGGUUCAGUUGAGUGCCAGUCUGGGAGCAUAUACAUCACAAACACCGACACCACCGGCUUAGGCGCGUGCUGCCACACCACAGCAACACGAUGUGCGUUUGGCGUUUCCUGUGAUGGAUCUACGAUUUUCUGGGCAGAUGGUUCUAGUAGCUCUAGAUGUUCGGAGACAUGUCGUGGAAGAACCGUCGUUGGCAGCGCGACCGACUCCGGGCCCUGGACUGCAUCGUCGUAUGUAUGUAUGGAGGAGGACGAUUACAGGACGGAUCUUAGUUGGACUCUCGAAGUGCCCGUAACAACGACAAUAACAGGAUCAGCGUCCUACAUUUCCUCCGUGAAAGACGCCGAGACCUCCACUGCUACGCCUGCGCCUCCGCCAUCAACUGUGGCCUCUGCAACGGCUCCUCCAGACUCCGGAAACGAACACGACGGGGGGAAGGGACAGAAUGUCGGGGCAAUCGCAGGAGGGGUGGUGGGAGGCGUGGCCGGUCUGACACUGAUCCUGGCGGCAUUGUGGUUCUAUAUGAGGCGGAGGAAGCAGAAGGAGGCAGAGAUGAGGGAGCUUGGAGCUGGUUAUGUGCCCCCGGCGCCGAAUAAAUGA
This is a messenger RNA of Aspergillus puulaauensis, 696 nucleotides long. RefSeq lists its product as uncharacterized. The record is from RefSeq and is a predicted model, not a curated record. Bases 1 to 696 code for a protein of 231 amino acids. NCBI's taxonomy places the organism in Eukaryota, Fungi, Ascomycota, Eurotiomycetes, Eurotiales, Aspergillaceae. The transcript is spliced from 4 exons.